AUGAGCACCACAUCCGAGAUGCCUACAUUCUCCUACGCGCAAGCCGCCAAGGGCACUACGGGGACACCAGCCCCAUCCAAGCCAGCAUCUACAGAGCCCGAAAAGACUGAGACCAAGCUGGAGGAGCUGAGCACAAAUACGCCGGCGACCGAGGCUGUGACAAAGGCCUCUGAACCCGAGAAACAGGAACCUGAGAAGGCGGCAGCAGAUGGCAAUACGGAUGCUGAAUUCACAACCGUCACCAGCAAGCAUACCGCCAAAUCGAAGGCUGCCCACUCCCGGACCUCGUCCCCAAGCGUUCGCAACACGAAAUCUCAACAAAAAGAGGAACAGGCUUCGAGUACCCCGAAUGGUACCUCUGAUUCUACGGAGAAACAGCCCCAAAAUGAGAGCCAAGGGGAGAAGUCUGAAGGUGGAGCGGAAGGCUCCAAAGAAAAACCUGGGGAUUCGGAGAAGGAGAAGAGUGCACCCCCAAAGGAGCUCAAGGCUGCUCCCUUGCCCUCAGUGAACAUCUGGCAACAGCGAAAAGAGGCCCAGGACGCCAGGGUCAAAGCUGGUACUGGACUCAAGCCCGCCCCUGCCGCUGGCAAGACUGCGUCCCCGAAAGCAGGCCCUGCAGCCACAGCAGCCGACGAGAGUCAGCAAGAUUCCUCCAAAGCUAUCUCGAAGAAGAAGGGGACGGAUGGCGUGUCCGAGGGUGCUAAGGACCGAAAGAAGACCGAGGGCGGCAAAUCCCGAGACGAUGGUACAGUGCCCACCUCUAUUGACAGUGACCAACGUACUCGUUGGCCGAAUGGGAACCCUACCGGGGCUUUAUUUUGCAAGCAAGCUGACAAAAUUGUUGCACGAGCAGUUCCCCCAGUAGCGGACGCUUCAUUAUGGCCGACGCCCCAGGUUGCGCUGGGUGAAGAGAAGAAGAAGGCCCAGGAGAAGACUGAGAAGCCCGAGCGAACCGACAAGAGCCCUGUUAUGCGCCCGCACGGCAAGGAAAAGUGGACACCUGUUCCUUACGUCCCUACCGCUGUUUUCAACACUCCGCUCCCGCCCUCUGGCCGUGGAGGCCGAAGAGCCACGCGAGGUGGUCGGGAUGGUGGCCGUGGAGGUGCACAUGGCGCCGGUGAAAAGGGUGCCCCGCAAAAUUCCCAAGGCUCUGCCGCUAAGCAGGGUGGAGAUAGAGGGCGGCACGAGUCUGGCACUGGCCGCGCAGCCUCUCUUCCUGCGCAAGCCAGACGCUCUACCAGUACCGAUGUCGGUCCUACGGCUGACGCCCACAAAGCGUCGCAAGGUGCGGAUCGAAGCCGCGGAGCCCGGACUGGUGAGGAUGGCAACGCUCCGACUGGCAAGCAGACAAAUGGUGGCGAGAAUCUCUCUCGCCCUCAACGUGAGGGCAAGUCCUUCCCACGAAACCACGACGCUCGGGCUGGCGACCGCGGUUCCCGAGGUGCUCACCUGGCUGUUGACCCCCAGGCAGCAGCCCGUGCCAACGACCGCCGUUUUGAACCCGGGUCCAAGUCUGCUGACUUCCUCCGUGAUCCUGCCGGCUACCCCGACCACAAAGAUUUCAACCGAGAGCGUGGUGAACCCCGUGCCGAGCGAGUUCCCGAACCCCCCGUGUCCAACAACACAUUUGUCCCCCAGAAAUCAUUUGGUUUUGGCGACCGCCAGCGGUCACAGCAGCACGGUCUUCCGAUUGGCGCCCAGCAGGGUAACCGGAUGUCUUUGAGGUCGCCCUCAUUGCCCGCCUCCGGUAGCAUGUAUGGCAUGUACCCCUUCCCGACCGAUAUCAACACAAUGUACGGCUACCAGGCCGUGAACCCCGGGCCGAUGAGCGCCAUUCCUUACCAACAGUACAUGGAGCCGUUGUCGCUUAUGGCUAUGCUCUCAAUGCAACUGGAAUACUACUUUUCGGUUGACAACAUGUGCAAAGACAUGUUCCUUCGUCGACACAUGGAUUCACAGGGCUUUGUGCCGCUGGGUGUCAUUGCCGGCUUCAAGCGGAUCAAGUCUCUGACCGAAGAUUAUGAGCUCCUCCGUCAUGUGUCCCGCCAGCUUCGCAACGUCGAAUACCAGAUUGGCGAGGACGGCGUGGAUCGGUUACGUCCGAGGGAGAAGUGGGCGCAAUGGAUUCUCCCUGUCGACCAGCGCGAGCACUCAGCCCAGCACGACGGCGCACCUCCCUCCAACCACCCCGGCAAGACCGAUGAAAAUGCACCGUUGAAUAACCAUGUCGAUGGCGCUCCCAACGGAACCCUCCACGGUGGAUCGCGCCAAUUUAUUCCCAACGGUACCCUCUCCCGCGUUCCAAUCACGCCACUCUCCUCCGCAGCUCCCGAAUUCAUGCCGUCCAUUCCGCCAGCGGCUCAGAAUGAAAUUGCCAAUGUAGGAGACCCCAUCGAUUUUUCUUUUUCUCAAGACUACGAUUCGACACCUUUAUGCAUUUGUGUGAUUGCGCCUCCCUUGCACUACUCAUAUGUUGACGCUUCUCAUCCAGCGCGCGGACUAAAAUAUUCCCCCGAGACUCCCUUUUCUUCUCAUUCCGAAACGGUGGCGCACUCAAGUGGGUAUGCAGAACCCUUCCCACGAUCCCUGGUGGCACAUCCUCCGGGUGAUCCACAUGCCACUGGACGGACUUCCAAGCGUUCCAAGUAUUUCAAGCGUUCCAAGCGUUUCAAGAAACAAAAACGCCCACCGUUCUCGUCGAAGAAGAGUAAAUCCCCAUCUCAAGCCAUGUCCGAUUAUGUCUACCACGAAUCUCCCGAAGCCGUUCACAAUCCAACUUUCAUGGGUCGAAAAAAACCGGUGAUCGGCAACUGGGCUUCUAUCAUAGGGCCUCCUUAUCGAUCCUGGUCACAGUACCUGACUCGCACUUUCGAUUCGCUACUGUACAAUCAAUUUAGGCGUCUAGCCCUUGAUGAUCUUUUUACGCGACACGUCGACUAUGGGUUCAAUGCUCUCUUGGACUAUUACCGUGCUUGUCUGCUGAGUCGCUGCGUACUUUUUGACGAGGUGCUGCAAGAUAUGGUCAGCCUUGCCCGGGGCGGCCCACAUCUGGAGUAUCAUGACACUGUGCAUCAGAUGCUCUCUUCGACUCUGUCGAGUGGCCUCAUGACUCCAGAAAGACAUGCCAAAGUCCGCCAAUUCUUCGAAACCCCAUAUGCCACGACAGCCCUGGGAAAGUCAUCAUCUUGA
Messenger RNA from Penicillium alfredii, 3189 nucleotides. Its product is annotated as La domain family. The record is from RefSeq and is a predicted model, not a curated record. Gene Ontology annotation, molecular function: RNA binding. The coding region runs from base 1 to 3189 and encodes 1062 amino acids. The transcript is spliced from 4 exons. Lineage: Eukaryota; Fungi; Ascomycota; Eurotiomycetes; Eurotiales; Aspergillaceae. Gene Ontology annotation, cellular component: cytoplasmic stress granule; cytosol. Gene Ontology annotation, biological process: positive regulation of translation.